Poecilia reticulata (guppy) is the source of this 2504-nucleotide messenger RNA. RefSeq names its product p53 apoptosis effector related to pmp22 (gene perp). Gene Ontology annotation, biological process: cell-cell adhesion. NCBI's taxonomy places the organism in Eukaryota, Metazoa, Chordata, Actinopteri, Cyprinodontiformes, Poeciliidae. Gene Ontology annotation, cellular component: membrane; cell-cell junction. The record is from RefSeq and is a predicted model, not a curated record.
CUUUUGUGCGUUAGAGUGUGCAUUAUUGGUGUCAAAGGAACUGAGUUUAUUGUUGAGCUAGUCCGCCAUCUUGUGGCAGCUUCUUGCGCCGCAGCGUCCGUCUGUUUGAUAUGUUUUCGUCUCUCUGUUGUCCCUCAUAACUCACCAACUUGCACCUUUAACUUUAAAAUACCUGCCGUGUGUAGGACGGAGUUCAGCUUUACUUUUUAUCCAUUCGGAUUUUAAACGGGUUCAGUCGCUGUGUGUAACCUGACACUGGGGGCAGGGCUACCUUUCUGGUUGUCGACUACAUUUCUCAUUCGGGUGGGGCAGGUUUUCUUAUCUACCAUCCGCACUUUCACCGUCUGAUUCUUAGCGGUGUGAAAAGACUCACAGGACACCAGCAGACGCAGCUCGAACGGACUCCCGGUUUAUUUCAUUUAAUUUUUUCCCCCCACGUCCUUCUUCGUACACCUUUUGAUCAAAAAUGUUCCGCUGUGGGCUCGCCUAUCCACGGUGCAGGUGGGUAAUGCCCCUGCUGCUGCUUUUCGCCAUAAUUUUUGACAUUAUUGCCAUCGCGGCCCAGUCCGGGUGGAUCCAGGACCGGGACAAUACUCACUACUCCAGCAUGUGGAAAGACUGCCGAUGGUUGGGUGAGGAAUCGGACUGCUCAAGCCUCAUGGACGAGCGUUGGGCUCAGACCGUGGCAGCUCUGAUGAUUGUUGGCCUCCUCAUCCUUGUCAUUGCUUUCAUCAUCUGCACCGUUACCAUGUGUACUGACCCCUCUUCGUUCGCUUUAAUUGCCUCUGGAGUUCUGCUUUUUAUUGUUGCACUCCUCCAGUUCAUCGGUCUGAUCAUCUACCCCGUCAAUUUCAACUACAGGAUCUUCGAGGGUGAAUACGAAUACACCUGGGCCUACGGGUUCGGGUGGGGCGCCACCAUCAUCUGCUUGGGCUGCAGUUUGAUCUUCUGCUGCAUAACUUCUUGCAUAAACAAGAUAAACGGAGAUGAGAAGAUCGAAUACUUUAUCACUCAUUAAUAGCGACAGAAUCUCCCGACCCGCCCAGUCACAGCAGUUCCCCCCGCUCCCACUUCUCUCUGUCACUGAAAACUAACAUUUUGUUCGACACUGGAAGCAUUCCUCCCCUACCAUCCCUGAACAAAGUGGACUGUAACUGGGGGCCGUCCUAGCUUUAAUGCACACAGAUCUUGAUUUUAGAUUUUUUCAGCAUCUCAGCCCCGUCCCUUUUUUUAAUUUUUUUUUUAACAAAGCUAGACACUUUCCAUACGUUUUCCUCAGAAUUUUGCACACUCUUAUUCUCAAAGCAAUAACACCCAAGUGCAUUUAUCUUUAAAAGAGUUAGUUUUGUAUAAACCACAAGCAAUCCAGAAUCAUUUUUUUUGCACAGGAUGAAUGAAUGUUUAUCACCCUACAUUGUACCGUGUAAUUUGACAAAUAUUAAGUCUCCAUAGUGUAAUUAACUCUGCAAGUUUAGCCUGGCAGACGAAAGGAUAGGAAGGCCUGAAGAGGCUGAAUGUAAUCUGUACCAUCAGAAACGUACAUGUUGGUUAAAAAAGUGUUUUUUUAAAAUAAACUUACAGCCUGUCUCUGUUUGUUUUGAUGCGUUUAUAUGGUAAAGGCAAGAAAUGCUGUGCUUUGUUUGAAUGCAGUUGACUUGUCUUGAUGCUAAAGUAGAAUUAGAGAUGCUCUGAAUUCACAUUGGUGCAGAUGUUUAGCUACACCGUCACAGAAAUACUCCAGAUCCCUCAUUGUUUUUUGUUGUUACAGCAAUUACCUUUACCUUUAAUUAUAUUUAAGGUCUACAAGAAACAAAACCAAAAUAAAAAAAUAAAAAAUCAUAACACCCUGAAACAUAUUACUGCCAUUGUUCAAUAAGGAUGUCAAUACUGGUUAAAAGGGAACAAUAUGCAUGUAGAUUAUUUUGUUUUUAAUGUUAUAUUCAUGUCAGUUAUAUAUGAUCUUUAUAAUGGGUUUUUUUGUUGUUGUUUUUUUCCCCUGAAUUUUAAGAAUGCCACAGAGGCGCUGCCAGUUUGGUGAUAAAACACUGACCAAAGUUUCCAACACUGACUCACUGUGUGAAAAGAAGCUGUGCCUUUGUGUUUUCUCUGUGGUUAAUCCUGGAGCGUUUCAUUCUAGUGGAAGAGCUGGUUUUUACUCACGCCGUCUGCUUCGUGCCAGCACCGAUCUGCUUAGACAUGAUCAGGCCUCUUUGUUAGAUUUAUAUCCUGGAUUUCUGACGAACUCUGCUGUUGGGUGAGUCGGUACUUCAUCUGAUGCUUUGUCUCUCCAGCCCGGAGCUUCUUAGUUUCAUGUAUUUUAUGAGUAUGGUAGAAGUUUUAACCGUUAGUGGGCAUAAGUGUUUGUGUUCAGUGUGGACUUUUCACUGUAAAUCAUCCGUGCUUUACUGUAUUAAAAAGAAAUCUAAUAUUUUUCUUUCUGUACUCUGAGGUAUUUUUGGUAGGUUGUGUAUUUUUAAGCAAUAAAGAGUUUUUAUGUAGAAGAA